AUGAUUGGAGCGUCCAACGCAGAUGAACUGACGGAGACGAAACGAGAAAUAGAGCAUGCAUUGUCACUUCAUGGAUUUCCACUUCGAAAGUGGGCAUCAAACAACGCAAGCGUACUGGAAGGAAUUCCAGAGAAAGACUUGGAACCAUUGAUCCAAGUUGGUGACCAAGAGGUCAUAAAGACAUUGGGGAUAGCCUGGAACCCCAAAACAGACGUGUUCCAGUUCAUCAGUACGAAAAACAUAGGUGAAACAUACGAAGCGCUCACAAAGCGACAGAUGGUCUCGAAGAUUUUGAGACUGUAUGACCCAAUCGGAUUGAUACAACCUGUAAUCAUUACAGCUAAAAUAUUGAUGCAAGAAUUGUGGACUUAUAACGUCAGCUGGGACGAUGAUGUUCCAGAUCAAGCACUAAGCUCAUGGAAGAAGUUCGAAGCUUCAUUAGUGGAGCUCAGCAAGAUAGAAAUACCUCGGAUGUCGACUCCGAGUCAUACGAUCGCACUAGAUUUACACGGAUUCAGUGACGCCUCCGAAAAGGCUUAUGGAUGCGUCAUUUACUUACAUGCAAUCAACUUAAAAGGAGAAGAGAGUACGAAUCUCUUAUGUUCGAAAUCGAGAGUGGCGCCUUUGAAGAAGGUCACUCUGCCCCGUCUGGAACUCUUGGCGGCGGCACUUCUAGCAGAACUAACUGCUAAAAUAAAGAGCAUUCUGGCCGGUCGAAUCUCGUCGGAAUAUUACUACAGUGAUUCACAAGUAGCGCUAAGUUGGAUCAAAUCUUCAAAUACACGUUGGGGAACCUUCAUUAGAAAUAGAGUGCAGAAGAUACACUCCACCACGAAUCCAGAGCAUUGGAAAUAUAUAUCUACGAAAGAAAAUCCGGCUGAUAUGGUUUCGAGAGGAAUUCCAGUCAGAAAAUUACGCGAAGCAAAACUAGAAUUUUGGUUACACGGACCGGAAUGUAUACGAAGAAGACAAUAUUAUCUGCAGAGCGGCUACGAAUACACUGCUGCUGCAGAACAGGAAGAGAUUAAAGAACCAAUAACACGAUUGGUAGCAGCAACAGGAAAGGCAUGCGAAGACUUAAUCGCAAAAUACCCGCACCAUCACACUCAUGACAAAACAGUAAGACACUUUGCAUGGCUGUGUAGAGCCAUAAACAAUAUGAAGAAGGUCAAUAAAGACACAGGCAUCAGAAACGAAAAGAGAUCGGGCCCACUCACCACCACUGAAUUGAAUGAAGGACUAACACUCGUAGUCCGAAUUAUGCAAGCCACUAUUUAUCCAAAUGAAGUAGCGGAAUUACGAAAAACUGGGAAGGUGCCUACGAAAGGACCUUUCCAGCAUCUCAACGCAAUCGUCAGAAAUGGAGUCAUACAUGUCACAGGGAGACUCCACAAUGCAGAAAUGCCCAUCUCACAAAAGAAUCCAAUAUUGAUUCCCAAAUCGCACCCAUUUUCGAGGGUAAUAAUUCAAAAAAUACAUGAGGAUAGAUUUCACGCCGGAACAGAUCUGGUAAUAAACGAAUUUCGACAAAGAUUUUGGAUGAGGGAUCUCCGAAGGACCGUACAAGGAGUCAUUCAACGAUGCAUCUUAUGUGCCAAAGCGCGGCCCAGACGUUUACAGCAACGAAUGGGACAACUGCCCUCGCCCAGGGUAAAUGAAUCAGUAGCGUUCACUCACACGGGAGUGGACUUAUGUGGGCCAUUCGAAGUAUAUCUCAAUCAAAAAUCGAAAUGCAAGACCACAGCAUAUGCUUGCAUCUUCAUAUGUUUUGCGACCAAAGCAGUUCACCUAGAAGUCGUCGAAGAUCAGUCGACGGCAGCGUUCAUAUCAGCACUUCUCCGUUUCACAUCAGUGAGGGGAAUACCCGAGGUUAUUUACUCCGACAAUGGGCGGAACUUUGUCGGGGCCAGCAGAGAACUCAAUCGUUUACGAAGAAUAUAUAACAAUGAAGUUUUUCAAAACAAAUUAGUUGAUAUUGCGGCAACUCACAGAAUAAGAUUUUCAUUCAUUCCACCCCGAAGCCCCAGCUUUGGAGGACUUUGGGAAGCGAACAUAAAGGUAGCCAAGCGGCUCUUUAGUGCAGCGGCCAGAGGAGCACAGCUAAACAUCAUGGAAUUGCAGACACUGUUCUACCAAGUGGCCGCAAUAAUGAAUUCGCGACCACUCACACCUGUUUACACGACGCCAGAUUCACCGACCGCGAUCACACCCGGUCAUUUUUUGAUAGCACGCCCAAUGCUAGCCGUGCCCAUCCCUACGCAGAGUGAGGAUGGAAGCAAUCUCACAACCAGAUGGAAACGAGUACAAUCGCAGCUCGAACAAUUUUGGAGAAGAUGGAGAGACGAGUAUCUCCACCAGUUACGUGAUUAUGCAAAAUGGACCAAGCAACAAGCCAACGUUAAGGUAGGCCAAAUCGUAUUGAUCGGAGACGAUCACCUUCCCGUAGCAAGGUGGCCUAUGGGAAUUGUCACACAAAUACACCCUGGAGAUGAUGGAGUAGUCCGAGUGGCAGUAGUGCGAACCGCUACCGGAAUUUACAAACGCAACGUGCGAACACUUGCUCCUCUACCAGUCGAGGAGCACACCAUUCAACCCAUUAUAGAAGAGUAUGACAACACAGCUGAUAACGAACAGCAAUCUCAAGCCGAAGCAAUCGAACUAGAAGACGAUCCCCCUCCCCAAGCACCCCAAAUGAUUUGGGACGGUAGACUACGCCCUCGUCCCAAAGGGGGGAGAAAAUGGAAGUACACGAAAUCAGAUUGGGUGACGACCCUAUGA
Toxorhynchites rutilus septentrionalis is the source of this 2778-nucleotide messenger RNA. RefSeq lists its product as uncharacterized. Gene Ontology annotation, molecular function: nucleic acid binding. The transcript has a single exon. The record is from RefSeq and is a predicted model, not a curated record. NCBI's taxonomy places the organism in Eukaryota, Metazoa, Arthropoda, Insecta, Diptera, Culicidae. Gene Ontology annotation, biological process: DNA integration. The coding region runs from base 1 to 2778 and encodes 925 amino acids.